Messenger RNA from Sordaria macrospora k-hell, 1962 nucleotides. RefSeq lists its product as uncharacterized. Gene Ontology annotation, molecular function: protein binding. NCBI's taxonomy places the organism in Eukaryota, Fungi, Ascomycota, Sordariomycetes, Sordariales, Sordariaceae. The record is from RefSeq and is a predicted model, not a curated record.
AUGGCCAACUCCGACCAGAACCGUGAUGCGUUCCCCGACGAUGUGUCGAUUGAUGACGAUACCUCCGUAAUCUCUACACGGGGUUUCGAGGCCUUCGGUCGCAAAGUGACGACAACAGCAAGUCACUUAAUCGGCCCCAUCACCGACCCGACCUCUCAUCCUCAUUACCAAUCCGCCAUGACCGAGAUACACAAGCAGCUCCAGAAGCCUACGCUUCAACGGAGCGUCUUCGCUAUUGCGCGUACUACGCCCACCGAUCUAGUGCGCUCCAAGUUGUCGUCAAAGGAAAUUCAAUCUCGAGCACUGGCCUAUGUGCCCGAUGAACUUCUCAGAAACAUCCCUGCCAGCUCCAACUCUUACUCGUUAUUUCAGGGCUUCCAGGCCAGUUUUCCCGAGUUUCACGAUGAAGGAAAGAAACACAAGCGACGAGUUUCUCGCGGGAGAAAAAUGCUCGAUGAGCGGCCUGUGGAUCCAGGAAGCCCACACGCGGUACAGAGGUUGAAGAAGGACAAGACGUCAAUGGAACACCAGCUUGAAAUGCUCGGUGUUCGAAAGAACAUGGCCAGCAGUGAGAUUCGUGAGAUUGAUAACAAGAUCGCCAAUCUGCACGGCAUGCGCAAGAUAAUUCUGGACAGGCUGGCUAAUCUUGAAAAAGAGGAGGCGGUGCUGGAGCAUGACAUCAUGGAUGUUGAGAGCAGGUUGGACGAAGCUCAAGAACUUGCCGAUGAGGCAGAAUCGUUGGCUAUGGAGACACCCAACAAGUCUGAGGAGGAUCUGUCAAGAACUGAAGAAGGAUUCAUGUCGCAAUCCAUCUACGAGAAAUUGCCAGCUGCCAACACUCCUCCGGGAAAGAAGAAGCCUCGCAACCACCGCAAGAAGACACUCCCCAUUCUCCACGAACAUUUCGAACCAGGUACCAUGAUCCGCUCGAUGCGCGCGCACCAGGAUAACAUCACGGCUCUCGACUUCGACGCUCCUUUUGGUCUUAUGGUUUCGGCUGCUAUGGAUGACUCGGUUCGUGUUUGGGACUUAAACGCGGGACGCUGCAUCGGUACUCUUGAAGGACACACGGCAUCUGUGCGCACUCUUCAAGUCGAAGAUAACUUCUUGGCCACUGGUUCAAUGGAUGCGACAAUCAAGCUGUGGGAUUUGAGCAAGGCCCAUUACGAUCCCCAGGGUAGCCAGGAAGUUGAUGAGGAGGAUGAGGACCUCGCUUUUGUGAACCCGGAUGAUCACGCAGUCGACCCACCUGCCGGAAGCAUGGCUGAUUGCCCUCUUUUCACCCUGGAGGCCCAUCUGGAUGAGAUUACGGCUUUGCAUUUCAGAGGAGAUGUGCUCGUUUCUGGUUCCGCCGACAAGACGCUUCGUCAAUGGGAUCUGACUAAGGGUCGCUGCGUACAGACCCUGGACGUGAUGUGGGCUGCUGCCCAGGCCACUGCCAUGGGUAGCAGUGACGGUCCCUGGAGGCAGACCAGCCGUUCUGCCGACGGAUCGGCCGACUUUGUUGGUGCUCUGCAGGUCUUCGAGUCUGCUUUGGCUUGCGGUACUGCUGAUGGUAUGGUUAGACUCUGGGAUCUGAGAAGCGGACAGGUGCACCGUAGCCUGGUUGGACAUACUGGCCCGGUUACCUGCCUCCAGUUUGACGAUGUUCACCUCGUUACUGGUAGCUUGGACAGAAGCAUUCGCAUUUGGGAUCUUCGCACUGGAUCAAUCUUUGACGCUUAUGCAUAUGAUCAUCCUAUUACCAGCAUGAUGUUCGACACCCGCCGGAUUGUCUGCGCUGCCGGCGAGGAUGUGGUUAAGGUUUACGAUAAGGUUGAAGGACGGCAUUGGGACUGCGGCGCCGGCAUCACUGAGGCUGAGAAGGCCAAGUCCCCUGCCAUCAUCGAACGCGUGCGCAUCAGGGACGGCUACAUGGUUGAGGGCCGUCAAGACGGUGUCGUCGGCGUCUGGACAUGCUAA